ACUAAGACGAGCGGACAAAGUCGCCUGCAAUGGAGAGAAGUAUUUUUUAUAUACUAUUAAAUUUGUUUUUGGCGGCGACCAAGAAACCGUACCACGAAGACGAAGACAUAUCUUUUAUAAAAGUUUACGAUUUAAGUAAGCCUACCAACUGGAAGGACAUCAACAACUAUUAUGGUGCCAUAGAAAAAUAUUGGAAAAUCUGUAUCAACUGCGGCAUACCCGGUCUCGGUACGGGCUUACACUUAGAACACCUGGGCUCAACGGGAUCGAUGCAACCAGCCGUAAUCCCUUCAGAGUAUUUAGUCACUAGACUGUCUAUCAUAGAUGUCAGCUAUUUGGCUAAAUCAAAUCCCAGCUUAGUUUUAUCGUUGGACGUGGCUCUGCAGUGGCCCGUGCUAAAAUACGAUCCUCUAGAACCCACGCUGGUUCUUUUUAAAUUCGGCUGGUCAGCUUCCAAUCAACUUAAGAGAAGAUGUGUUUGUAAAAUACCGGGUUUAAGUUACGAACUGGCGGAUUUUAUCGCUUCCAAUCUGAGUCACGUGGUGGGGGUGGCGACUGACGCGCCUACCCUGGAGUCAGAUCAGACCAGGGAGUUGACGAAACAUACAGUAUCCAACGUACUCGGCAGAAGUGGCGUUUAUAUGAUAGAGAAUGUGCACAUUAACGGGAGAAUACCAGAACGAGGAUGUCUGAGCAUAACGAUGCCUUUAAUGAUGAUCGAGGCGAGUUACGUCCCAACAAGACUGACGGCGUUCUGUCCAACACAGAAGACCGACUAUCAAGUCAAUUUGGCGCUGACCAAGACCAGUGAUACCAGGAAAACCACGAGCAGAGUCAACCAAGUCAACUUAUAUGAAAUAUUGAAUUGACUAGCACUAGUGUGUGAUAUGCAAAUAAAUUAAAUAACGACAGCUGAAU
Molecule: messenger RNA, 918 nt
Organism: Danaus plexippus (monarch butterfly)
Lineage: Eukaryota; Metazoa; Arthropoda; Insecta; Lepidoptera; Nymphalidae
Exons: 5
Coding region: 30-869 (279 amino acids)
Molecular function (GO): arylformamidase activity
Source: RefSeq, a predicted model, not a curated record